ACUGCAGCGAAACAGAUUUAGAAGAAGGAAAACUACUUAAAAAAAAAAGGUUUUGUCUAGGGGGAAAAGUUCAGCUUUCAAAUGCACAUCAUGCUGUCACCACAGGAUGGUAUAUCAGAACUUUUGCGAUCUGUGAACUGAAGACAUCGUUUAGUACUGUAAUCUCAACUGUCACUUGUGUGUUGUUAGCUAAAUUCGUAUUGAGUACUAACGGAUAUUUGAUUGUUGUGUUAUUUAUAUUUGGUUUCAAACGUUGCUUUAAUUUUUUGUCACAGUUGAUACGUUUUGCCAAAACUUAUUACGCAAUGUCUGCGGUCUGGCUGCAUGUUGGUCAGUGUGGUAACCAGAUCGGGCAGGAGUGGUGGAGAAUUAUUACUGAGGGAGCUGGCCACAGCUGUGAAGCAGACAGGUACCCAUUUCUCAGCAGAGACGGGAAGCUAGGUGCAGUCUGUGUUGACAGUGAGCCCAAGGUGCUGCGGAAGGCACAGAAACUAGUAAAACAUGGGUGCUUCAGGGAGUCCAAUCUCAUAGUGGGACAAGAAGGGCGGGGCAGUAACUGGGCCUACGGGUACUACGGGCCCCCCAAUGAGGGGGAGAGAGGAUUGCUGCAGAGGACCAUGGAGAGUUUUCGGAAGGAGACAGAGAGGAGGGACUGCUAUUCAGGGACAGUGCUGUUCCACAGUUUGAGUGGGGGAACAGGAGCCGGGUUAGGUGCUCGUCUGUGUGAAGAGAUCAGGGAGGCGUAUCCUGUGGGUCACAUCCUCUCUGUUUCUGUGGCCCCGCACCAGGCAGGGGAGAGCCCCCUACAGCACUACAACACUCUGCUCUGCCUCGCAGCUCUGCAAAGAUCCGCUGACGGAGUUCUGCUGUUCCACAACGAUGAAGCUCUGAGCCGAGUGCUGUCUCUGCAGAGCCGCAGCCCCUCCUCGCUCUCCAGCCCCCAGGCACAGGCCUCCCUGUCCAGCAUGAACUCACACAUAGCAUCCUGUCUGGCUGGCCUGUUGUACCCAGUCCACAACCUCACAACUCCCAGCAGGAUCAGUCUGGGUCUGGAGCCCUGGGAGCUGCUGAGGUCAGUGAGUCCCGUCCCGGCCACGAAGUUCCUGCACACCACCCAGGCACACACCAGAAGCACCGUUCUGUGGGACAGCCUGGCAGCUUCCACCCUCCAGAUGCUACCACGCCACUCUCCAUCUGGCAAUCCACACUACAGCUCAGCAGUGCUUGCUGUUGCUCGGGGUGACCAGUGCAACUCCUUCCUGUCCUCUCUAGACCCUGUCCUGCGGAGACUGAGGCAUGGUCACCGCUGUGCUGCCUGGAACCCCUUCCCCAUCGACUAUUGGACAGACCCGCAGGAUGUGGUGAGUCCCAGCCCUUCCUCUCGCUCACUCACCGUGUGCUCUAACCACAGCAGUGUGACGGACCUGCUGCAGAGAGUCGGCGAGCGCGCACAUGACAUGUUCCAGGCACGCGCCUACUUGCACUGGUACCACCGCUAUGGCUGUGAGGACCAGGACUUCCUGCAGGCCUUUGACACGCUGCGGACUGUCACAGAAGAGUACCGUGCAGGGGAGGAGUGAGGAGGACAGCCACACAGACAGACAUGGAGGAGUGACACAGUAUUACAUAUUGUUGCCUACUUCAUGUUCUUAAUAAUUUCAAAACAUGAUUUCAAAACAUGAAAAAAAAUCUGUAAAAAUUAGUCACUGGAUAUGUCAAUUAGCAUGGUAUCUUGAGUGUCAUUCCAUGCCAAAUCUGCAUAUGGUUCAGAGGACAUCAUAUGUGAUUUGGGGUAUUAGGUCUAAUUGACAGGACCUGAUCAUUAGAUAUUUCCGAGCUGCAUUACUUUCACUGAACCCAUGCGAAUGUAUAUGCUGAAAAGGGAAGCUAGUAAUAACUAGUGAAUGGUCAUAAGCAGGGGGACCAACUGUCUAAGGCAUCUCAAUCUCCAGCAGUACAAGGGACACAUGUAAUCUAGGAGACUGAAUGAUGAAAUGUGUGGAACUUGCAUGAUCAAGCCCUGUGCAACACCGUGUGAUUUGUCAUGCCUGUUUGCCAAACGAGUGUCAUUGAUAAAGAUAUUAAAUUAUUGUUUAAAGGUGUUGUGUAAUUUUUAAAUAAAUGAUGUAUAUAUUGUGUAAGGCUGCGUGUUGUGUGAGACAGCAGGGAGGGGGUUAAAACCUCCCUGAAGAAGAAAAAAGAAAAAAAAUGCACCUUUUGUAUUUAAUUGUUAUGUGUUUUGUUUAUUGUUUAAUUGUUUUGUGCUUCUGUUAGUUAGUUGUUAAUUGUUUUAUUGUUUAAUUCAACUGUUUUAUGAUUUAAUUAUCCCCUGCACCUGGGCAGUAAUUAGGAAUUGGGACCAGGGCAGGGUAUAAAAGAGGAUCAGUUAAGCUGAUCAGGGCUGCUGAGUAGAAGGAAGCAGAAGAGAGGUGUUCUGCUUCUGAGCAGUCAUAUAAAAAUAAGUGCUGGAGACCUGCGUGGUUUGUUUUGUUUGUGGUGUCAGGUAAACGGCUUAGCCGUCCUGAAAGUUAGUUAGGGAUUAACCUGUGUAGUAAGUGCUCCAAAACGGAGUUAGGUGUUUGUUUAUUUUGUGUUUGUUUUUGUGUGUAAUUAAAAAUAGUGCAACCGCGCUUAAAAACUAAA
This is a messenger RNA of Acipenser ruthenus (sterlet), 2643 nucleotides long. RefSeq lists its product as uncharacterized. Gene Ontology annotation, cellular component: cytoplasm; microtubule. Bases 306 to 1580 code for a protein of 424 amino acids. The transcript is spliced from 11 exons. Lineage: Eukaryota; Metazoa; Chordata; Actinopteri; Acipenseriformes; Acipenseridae. Gene Ontology annotation, biological process: mitotic cell cycle; microtubule cytoskeleton organization. The record is from RefSeq and is a predicted model, not a curated record. Gene Ontology annotation, molecular function: structural constituent of cytoskeleton; GTP binding.